Messenger RNA from Drosophila rhopaloa, 1377 nucleotides. RefSeq names its product GDNF-inducible zinc finger protein 1. The record is from RefSeq and is a predicted model, not a curated record. Gene Ontology annotation, biological process: regulation of transcription by RNA polymerase II. The transcript has a single exon. Gene Ontology annotation, cellular component: nucleus. The coding region runs from base 24 to 1325 and encodes 433 amino acids. NCBI's taxonomy places the organism in Eukaryota, Metazoa, Arthropoda, Insecta, Diptera, Drosophilidae. Gene Ontology annotation, molecular function: zinc ion binding; DNA-binding transcription factor activity, RNA polymerase II-specific; RNA polymerase II transcription regulatory region sequence-specific DNA binding.
AUAUUAUUUAAAUAACCAGUAAAAUGCUGCCACUCCUGACCAGGGAAUCCGCUCGAAGGCUCUGUCGCACCUGCAUGCUCCAACUGGACAAGGAGGACAUCAAAUCAGAGCUCCAAUCAGAGGAGAUUCCAAUCAGUCAGGAGCUGCAGCAAUUGCUUAACAUAAAUCUCAGCCAGGACUCGAAGGAAACGGAAAACCAGGACAUGGAGCAGUCGCUGCCUAAUGAACUGUGCCCAGAAUGCCGGCAGUUGGUGCAGAAUUUCGAAAAGUUCCGCCGGAAAGCUGAGGUUUGCAGGCAGCAGUUUCUGGAAAUGCUAAAGAAGGACUUUCUGGAACCCACUUUUGAGGUGGUCUACGAGGACAGGGAGGGAGAGCAAGAAUCCCUGCAUAGUAUGGAUCCACCUGAGCCCGAUCCCGAUCCAGAUCCCAUCGAUGAACCCGCCGAAAAACAGGAGAAACCGGCCCGAAAAUCCUCCAGAGGCUCGAGGAACACUCUGAAGUGCUCCCUGUGCCGGCACAGCUUUGCCCACCAGAUUACCUUGUCGGCCCACAUCCGUAAAGUACACGAGGGCAGCAAGCGACCCUUCCAGUGCGAUCAGUGCGAAAAGGCCUAUAGUUUCAUGGGCGGUCUGUACACCCACAUUCGGGAGGUGCAUGCUCCCAAGGAGCGGCGUCAUCCCUGCGAUCAGCCGGGGUGCGAGAGGAUCUACACCAGCCGCAUAGCCAUGCAAAAGCACAAAAGACUGAAGCACAGUCCCAGGGACAGGGACUCCCUCAAGAAAUUCAUCUGCGAGCAGUGCGGCGCCAGCUUUAAUCAGUCAGCGAAUCUGAAGUACCACUUGAAGACGAAGCAUCCCACGGAGGACGAGGUGGCCGCCAAGGAAGGCGGCGCUGCGGAGCGACACUUCUGCGACAUCUGCCAAAAGGAGUUCCAUUCGCAAUACACCCUCAAGUAUCACACUUUGCAGCAGCACGAGGAACAGGAGGAGCUGCCGCACGAAUGCCAGGUCUGUGGCCGCCGGAUGGCCAAGAAGUUCAUGCUACUGCAGCACAUGCUGAUGCACUCUAGCGACAAGUUGCCCUGCGAGCACUGCGGCAGGCGGUUUGCUCGAAGAUUCGAACUAGAGGCCCAUGUGCGGGCGGUCCAUCUAAAGCUCAAGCCCUUCGCAUGUCGCCACUGUUCGGAGAGCUUUGCUUCGAGGAAAACCUUGAGACACCAUGAGUAUAUCCACACUGGCGAGAAGCCCUACGUUUGCAGCACCUGCGGACAGGCCUUCCGACAGCAGACGUGCCUCAAAAACCACAGGAAGGUGCACGAGAAGUAGUCUUAGCUAGUCUUAAUAAGAGUAGUUUCCUAAAUACAGUGAUUAGUCGAAA